CCACCGUGUAUCUCAUGGUAGCCGUGGUCGUUAUCUUCUUCAUCUAUGAUUACUGGACUCAUACGUAUUUCAAGAGGCUUGGUAUUCCGGGACCCCCUCCCAAACCCAUCUUUGGCAAUGCGUUGGACUUUAGUAAGCCCCUUUUCGAGGUUAUCGACGAGUACGAAAAUAAAUACGGUCCAGUUGUCGGUAUCUACAUGUGGAGGCGACCCCUGCUCCUGGUCAGAGACCUCGAUAUGCUACGUGAUAUCAUGGUCAAGGACCACCAUAGGUUCUACAAUAAAUUUCCAUUACCGAUGAGCUCAGGCAGUUUCGACAACGCCCUCUUCCUCUUGAGGGACGCACAAUGGAAGCGAGUUCGUGAUAUCAUGACACCAACCUUCACAGGAAAGAAAAUGAAAAUGAUGUCAGGUAUCCUCAAUGAAGGUGCAGACGAUAUGGUUGAGAAGCUACUACAAUCUUGUAAGGAGGACGGGAACAUCGAUUCACUUGAAUUGUUUGGAAGCUUUGCAAUGGACUCUGUAGCAAGCUGUGGGUUCGGUCUGAAGGUUAACUCGCAAAAAGACAAAGAUCACCCCUUCAUUACACACGGCAAGAGAUUCUUCGAAUUUUUUUUAAUUUUUAACUCUCCGCUUUUCAUGGCUGUGUCUUGCAUGCCUUGCCUGAGGCCUGUCUUCAAGUUCUUCAAUUUCACACUCUUCCCGAAAGACGUCAUUAAUUUCUUCACUGACGUCACAGAGAAGGCAGUCGCUCUGAGAGAAAGUCAUCCUUCCAAACAGAGAGUGGACUUUCUACAGCUCUUGAUUGAUGCCAAGAAUGGUAAAAGUAAAAUGGCGAAUGAAAACGACGAAGACGACAUUCAUAACAAAUACUUCAAAGACGCAGGAGCUGAUGAGAACAUUUUGAUCAAAACUCAGAAAUACAUGACAAGAGAGGAACUGCUUGCUCAGUCUAUGGUAUUCCUGGUUGCUGGCUACGAUACCACUGCAACCUUAUUGACCUUCGCCUCCUAUCUCCUGGCCUCUAACCCCGAUUGCCAAGACAAACUCAUUGCCGAGAUCGACGACAUCGCACCAAAACGUGAUGACGUCGGCUAUACGACGAUCUCCAAGAUGCCCUACUUGGACCAAGUAGUGUGUGAGGUGCUCAGGAUAUAUCCACCGGCGGUUGUGACUGAUCGGGAAUGCGGAGAGACGUGUUCUUACAAGGGUUAUAAGAUUGAGAAGGGUAUGCAGAUCUGGAUACCAGCCUACACUAUUCAACGUGAUCCGACCUACUGGCCCGAUCCCCUCAAGUUUAAUCCUGACAGAUUUACGAAGGAGAAUCGCGAGGGUCGCAACCCGUUCACCUGGUUGCCUUUCGGUGCAGGACCACGUGUCUGUAUCGGUAUGAGGUUCGCCCUCAUGGAAGCCAAAAUGGCGCUAGUCCGAUCCUUGCAAGUAGUCCGCUUCGAGAUUUCGCCCUUGACCAAGAUCCCACCAGAUGUCGGAUUAACUUCGCUCCUGUCGAAGAAAAGCAGCUACACCCUCAAGAUUACACAACGUCAUUGAGUACAAGCAGCAAAGCCAUACGUAGAGGGGUGCGGGCAUACGUCAUAGUUCAUAGCUUAUCUAGUGUUAAUUACAUCAAUUAUUUUAAACAUAACAUUGUAGGUGUCUUUUUGAUUGCUUAAUUGCUCGCUCCGCUCGCUCGCCCGCCUUAAUUAUAAAGAUAUUAUGUGGUCGUUUUUUUCUGAAAAGGGUGCCGUGACCGAAAAAAGGUUGAAAAACGAAAUUAGGGUGACAGUUUGCCGUUAUAUCUUACUAUCCGAAACCAAAACGGCCAUUCGUAUUAUGUCCUAAUAAUAAUAAUAAUAAUCUUUUA
Molecule: messenger RNA, 1863 nt
Organism: Strongylocentrotus purpuratus (purple sea urchin)
Lineage: Eukaryota; Metazoa; Echinodermata; Echinoidea; Camarodonta; Strongylocentrotidae
Product: cytochrome P450 3A40
Exons: 12
Coding region: 15-1550 (511 amino acids)
Molecular function (GO): steroid hydroxylase activity; heme binding; oxidoreductase activity, acting on paired donors, with incorporation or reduction of molecular oxygen
Source: RefSeq, a predicted model, not a curated record